Neofelis nebulosa (Clouded leopard) is the source of this 4961-nucleotide messenger RNA. RefSeq names its product zinc finger protein 551-like. Lineage: Eukaryota; Metazoa; Chordata; Mammalia; Carnivora; Felidae. Gene Ontology annotation, biological process: regulation of DNA-templated transcription. The transcript has 3 exons. The record is from RefSeq and is a predicted model, not a curated record. Bases 204 to 2030 code for a protein of 608 amino acids.
UUGGCGGUCAUUUUGGCUUCCUUCGAGUCUGUUCGCUCAGAGGCUCCGGAGAACUGGGUUGGCGCCCCAUAAGGCAAGGUAGACGUUCUCCCGGCUGCAGAGACGCGGCUCUGAGCCUUGGAGGCGGCGGCCUCGGGGUGACCCGCAACGGCCUGGGAUCGUGAUCUCCGCGCCCCACAGCUGCGCUCCGCCUACAGAGUCCGAUGGCGGCGGCCGCGUGUAGGGACCCGGCUGAGGAUGUGAACUUUGAGGAUGUGGCCAUUGACUUCUCCCAGGAGGAAUGGGGGCUCCUUGACGAGACUCAGAGACUCCUGUACUGCGACGUGAUGCUGGAGACCUUUGCACUUGUAGCAUCUCUGGACCUUCACCAGCAACAGAGGCAUGGCAGUGGGGAGAAGCCCUGGAAAAGGGAUGUGGACAGAGCCUCGUGUUUGAAGAGCUGCAACAUCUUUGUGUCAGGACAGCCUUUCACCUGUAGGAAGGUUGGCGAGGACUUCCCAGCCACCUGGGGACUUCUGCAGCACCAGACCACUCCCAACAGCGAGGAGCCACACAGGGGCAACCAGAGUGGGCAGGCCUUUCACAGUGGAAAAAGUCACUACAGCUGUUGUGAAUGUGAAAAAGCUGUCCGCCACAACCAUGCACUGGAUCAGCAUCAGAGUGUCUGCUCUGGAGAAGAGCUGUAUGAGUGUGGCAGAUGUGGGAAAACCUUCAGCUGCAACUACAGAUUGGUGUGGCACCAACAAAUUGACAGUGGACAAAGGCCGUAUGAGUGUGGUGAAUGUGGGAAAUGCUUUAGCCAGACUUCUGACCUCAUUAAAGACUGGAGAAUUCACAGUGGUACAAAGCCUUAUGGAUGCAGAGAAUGUGGACAACUAAUUACCCAUAGCUUCAGUCUCAGAAAACACUGGAGAAUUCACACUGGAGAAAGGACUUAUGAAUGCAGUGAAUGUGGAAAAGUCUUUAUCCACAAAUCCAAACUCAUUCACCACCAGAGACUACACACUAGAGGAAUACAUUAUGGGUGUGGUGAAUGUGGGAAAUCGUUUAGUUACAAAUCCAACUUCAUCGAGCACCAUAGAGUUCACACUAGAGAAAGGCCUUAUAAAUGCAGCGAAUGUGGGAAAUCCUUUAGACAAAGCUCUAGCCUUUUCCGACACCAGAGAGUUCACACUGGAGAAAAGCCAUAUAAUUGCAGCAAAUGCGGGAAAUCCUUUAGACAAAUCUUUAACCUCAUUCGGCAUGGGAGAGUUCACACUAGAGAAAUGCCUUAUGAGUGUAGUGACUGUGGGAAAUCUUUUAGCUGCAAAUCUGAACUCGUUCAACAUCAGAGAAUUCACAGUGGAGAAAGACCUUAUGAGUGCAGUGAAUGUGGGAAGUCCUUUAGACAGUUUUCUAACCUCAUUCGCCACCGGAGUGUUCAUACUGGAGAAAGGCCUUAUGGGUGCAGUGUUUGUGGGAAAUACUUUAGCCGCAAAUUUAUCCUUAUUCAACAUCAGAGAGUUCACACUGGAGAAAGACCUUAUGAGUGCAGUGAAUGUGGAAAAUCCUUUACCCGCAAAUCUGACCUCAUUCAACAUCAGAGGAUUCAUACUGGCACAAGACCUUACGAGUGCAAUGAAUGUGAGAAAUCUUUUAGGCAACGCUCUGGUCUUAUUCAACACCGGAGAGUUCAUUCUGGAGAAAAGCCAUAUGAGUGUGGGGAAUGUGGGAAAUCCUUUAGCCAAAGUGCAAGCCUUAUUCAGCACCAGAGAGUUCACACUGGAGAGAAGCCUUAUGUGUGUAUCGAAUGUGGGAAAACCUUUAGCCAAAGCUCUAGCCUCAUUCAACACCAGAGAGGUCACACUGGUGAAAGGCCUUAUGAGUGCAAUGAAUGUAGGAAACCCUUUACCCACAAAUCUGACCUCAUUCAACAUCAGAGAGUUCACACUGGAGAAAGGCCUUAUGAAUGCAAUGAAUGUGGGAAAUCAUUUAGCCGCAAAUCUAACCUCCUUAGACACCGGAGAGUGCAUACUGGAGAAAACCCUUAAUUGUGCUGGUUAUGUUUUAUUUCUUCAUUCAGUGUACAACACUAAAGGAGACUGUGUGUGAGAGACAUUUUCCUGAAUUUAAACAUCUUUUAUCUCAACAUAAACUUUGUGAGAUUCCUCCUAAGUCUGAGGUACAUGCAAGACUUUAGGAGGAUGCAUUGUAUGGUUUCACCUGUCCAGCGCUAUUGCCGUAUUUAUGUCACCGCCAGCUUCUGUGGCCGAGGGCAUUCACCUCUGCUACCUGGCCCAUCUGCACAAUGUAGGUCAGUCAUCACCCAGAGUACGCAGAGAAGCUAGCUUCUUCUGUUUUCCCAUUUGCCUGAGGAAACUGUGAAUAGCCUGAGCGCUUAGGGAGAGCCUCAUUCCUUUCUCUCUGACUUUAAGGAGCAGACCUGACCCAGUUUUGGUCCAGAGGACCCAUCCUCACCUUGCUAAGAAGGACCUAUUUCUUUUCAGGAACGCUGUUCUCACAUUAUGCUUGUGAUGAAUUCUUCCCGGUUCUAAUUCACCAGCAUGGGAACUGCUUGCUACACAUUGGUUGGUUUAUGUUCUUUUGGUCAAGGUCUUUGUUUCUGCACCUUUGAUUUUGGUGGUUGUAGUCACUCUGUGAGGUGAUUUGAAAGCAGAAUUGUGAUCUAUCAGCAGGUAGAGACCAGCAAAUUUUGUGGGGAUCCCAUACUUCCUGUGUUUCAGGAAGGACGGUAUGAUGGUGGAAAAUAGCAGUUGUCCAAUAUUGGUCUAGUUUGCAUUGGUGCCCAGUGCUUCGAAAGAAAGACUGCAGGACUUUGUGGUGCUUAGCAACUUGGUGCCGAGAUUUGGGGGGAGGUCAGGGGUCACCCGAAAGAGGAGACCUUUGUGGUAACAACCUCCCUGUGCUUCUUUGAACAACAUAAAUUAUAUUCUCUUGUUUGCUGUAUAUAUCACAUAAUUCCCACGAAUAUUCAGGGGACUUCUUCCCCAGGUCCUGCAAAGGAGCCAUGUACCACGAUGUACAAAAUUUCAGUGUCAUUUGCUGUAAGACUAGAAAUACAGGUGGAACUGUAAUUGGAACAAAAACAUGGAUUCAUAGGGCAUAAAGGAGACUGCAGUAAAUUAGAUGGAAUGUGCCUUACCUAAAAGUUCAUUUCUAAACAUUCUAGAACUGUGACUUAUAUGAUUGAUGUGUACAGAAAUUCUCAGGACCUCCAUAACUAUUUCUUGUAGCCAAGGUCAUUGAUGAACUAAAUAUUCUAAAGGUUUUGUGGAUUCUCAUAGCCUCUCUGGGCUGUUCAACCGGUCAUUGCUCUGGAGUCAGGAAAACAAGGAUAGAGAGAAGGCUGAGCCUACUGUCCAAGGAUGUGUCUUUCGUGACCCAGCCAUCAUUCUUGUAGAUUCAGGUGGGAGCAGUCUUCAUGCUGCCAAUAUUUGCUACCACUGAGGGAAGGCUGCCCCUCCCCGGGCAUGAGGGUACAGAUGGUGGAGUCCAUAUAGGGUUGCCAACCUAAUUUCCUAAAAAAGGAUAUCUGGGCUUGUAUUUUGGACCACUUCUUAAAGCUCUGUUAAGGUAUAAUUUGUAUAGUUGACACUCAAAAAAAUACACUUAUCUAAUGUUAUCAAUUUGGUAAACCCUGACAUAUGUAUAAAGUAAUGAAACCAUAUUACUCAUGAAAAUGCACAUAUUUGUCAUGAUAUAUUUACUUUGUGCUCAUAUAGUGUCUCUCCCUGCCUUAUCCAGCCUUCCAGGCAACCAUCAAUUCUCUUUCCUUUACAUUAGGUUAGUUUGUAUUUUCUAUAAUUUAAAUAGGCAUUAUUAAGUAUAUGCAUAUUUUUUGUACUAGUUUCCUUCAUUCUGCAUACUUAUUGAAAUUCAACAAUGAUGCUUAUUUUUAUUGCUGAGUAGCAUUCUGUUCUAUGAAUAAUGACUUUAUCCAUUUAUCUGUUCAGGACAGAUAGGUUAUUUCUGGGCGUGGGGUGUUUACAAAAAACGCUGCUAUGAAUAUUUACAUUCAGUUCUUUAUGUGGAUAUAUGUUUUAUUUCUCUUGUUAUAACUCUUGUUAUAGUAACUAAAACUGUUACCAUGUAGGUGAACGCUUCGUGUUUUAAGAAAUGUGAAACCGUGUUCUAUAAUGGUUACUCUCUUUUGCCUUCCCGCCAGUAGUACAUGAGAAUUCUAGUUCUCUGGGAACCUUGACACUAGAUGUGGUCUAUCUUUUUAAAUUUUAGCCCUUGAGAUAAGUGUGUAGCCAUAAGCCAUGUUGGUUUUAAUUCCAUUUCCCAAAGUAUUUCAUGAUGUUGAACAUUUGUCAUGCAUUCUUUUUAUCAUCAGUUUAUCUUCUUAUCAUCUGUUUAUCUUCUUUGGUAAAAUGUGUGCUUGUAACCUCUUAACCUAUUUUCUUUUUAUGUACUUAUGUAUUUAUUACAUGGAACAAUUGUUUUUGAAUACCAGAUUUUUCUCCCUCAACUUUUUGUCCUCAUAAUUGAAAAGCCACAUGCACUAGAUUUAUACGUUUAAUCUGCAUUAAUACAUCUCUGCUUUCUUAACUCAGUGACACAUUAAAUCAAGCCUAGGUUUUAGUCUUUGGCAAUCCCUGGCAUAGACACUCCCCUCAUGGUAAAUGCAAAUCGCCAAAGUGGUGUCACUGAACAUGGAGUUGGUAAGAUAUUCCUAGUAACCUUUCAUUAUAUUCUGUUCCCAAAGUACUGAUACAGUACCCACUAAUCUCUUCAGGAACAUAGGUAAUAAAACAAUAAGAAUGACUAGUAAGUGGCAACUUUUAAACACAUGUUUUGCAAAAAGAGUUUAAGUAUGAUUAACUUAAACUGCACAUAUUUUAAAUGUACAUUUUGAUAUUUUCAUACCUACUUACAUCCCAUUGUAAAUGGCUGUUUAUAAUAUGUCCAUGGAUAAGACCCAUGUUAAGUCCCAUUAAACCUGUCACAAUCCUCCAUCA